AUGUUGCACUAUCUUGGACGUCUUUUUCUCGUAGCAGCCCUUGCUGUAGCUUGCCUCCGGCCCGCGACCCAGAACAGACCUUUACGCAGAGCCAUCGUCGGCGACAACAACGACAAUUACAUCACCAAGCUCCACCGACGAUGGUACUUUCUCUGGCCCGGCUCACUUGCUCCCAAACCUCCACGUGAAGGAGAAGAGCACAAGAUCAUCUACGCUGACUGGAUCGUUCAUCACGAUCCUGCUUAUAACAGCAACGUUCAGAAAGAAAUCGAACUCGCUCGCCUUCAGAAUCCGACGUUCAUUCAGGUCUCGGUCGGCGAAAGCAGCAGCAGCAGCAGCAGCAGCAGCAGCAAGAAGUCUUAG
Molecule: messenger RNA, 363 nt
Organism: Ustilago hordei
Lineage: Eukaryota; Fungi; Basidiomycota; Ustilaginomycetes; Ustilaginales; Ustilaginaceae
Exons: 2
Coding region: 1-363 (120 amino acids)
Source: RefSeq, a predicted model, not a curated record